This is a messenger RNA of Trematomus bernacchii (emerald rockcod), 2595 nucleotides long. Its product is annotated as differentially expressed in FDCP 6 homolog. NCBI's taxonomy places the organism in Eukaryota, Metazoa, Chordata, Actinopteri, Perciformes, Nototheniidae. Bases 88 to 2007 code for a protein of 639 amino acids. The record is from RefSeq and is a predicted model, not a curated record. The transcript has 12 exons. Gene Ontology annotation, cellular component: nucleus; cytoplasm.
CCUGUCAAACCAGAGGCCCUGUGUCAACAGCAGAGGGAAGAAGAAGAGCCGUAGAGGAGGAAACCAGAAAGUAACUCUGCUGCAGACAUGGACCUGCGGUCUGAGCUGCUAAAGUCCAUCUGGUACGGUUUCACAGCCCUGGAUCUGGAGAAGAGCGGUAAGGUGUCCAAGUCUCAGCUGAAGGUACUGUCCCACAAUCUGUGCACAGUCUUGUGUAUCCCACAUGACCCUGUCGCUUUGGAGGAUCACUUCAGGGAUGAUGAUGACGGUCCCGUUUCCAGUCAGGGUUACAUGCCUUACCUCAACAAAUACAUCUUGGAUAAGGUUAUUGAAGGCUCUUUUACUAAGGAAAACGUGGAUGAACUCUGUUGGACUCUUACGGCAAAGAAGAACUACCAGACGGACAAAACCAGCAGCACAGUUCUGCCAGAGAGGGAUGCUUUUCGGCUUUGGUGCCUUUUUAAUUUUCUCUCUGAGGACAAGUACCCUUUGGUUAUGGUUCCUGAUGAGGUGGAGUACCUCCUCAAGAAGAUAUGCAUGUCUAUGAGUAUCGAAUUCAACUGUGUUGAAUUAGAAGACUUCUUCUCCCAGGACUCAGUGCAGCAGACCGGCAUCACUGUGUGGGUUUUUCUGGAGAUGAUGAACUCGGGAAAGUUAACCAGAGGAAUCGAUAAGAGCAUAACCAGUAUGGCCAUAGAGGAAGUUUACAGGGAGAUAGUUGGUGAUGUCCUCAAAGAGGGUUAUCUGUGGAAGAAAGGCCAGCUGAGGAGAAACUGGAAGGAGCGCUGGUUCACUUUGAGGCCGAGCAGCUUGUCCUACUACACCGGGGAGGACCGCAAGGACUGCCAGGGAAACAUAGUCCUGGAUGGGAACUGCUGUGUGGAGGUAGUAGGUGAUGAAAUAGUGUUUGGUCCUUCAGAAUGGAUCAAAAACGCCCUUUUCCCUGUGCUACCAGACCGGGAUGGGAAGAGGUGCAUGUUCUGUCUGAAAACACUCUCCAAGACUUAUGAGAUGAGCGCAUCCGACACCAAACAGAGACAGGAGUGGACUACAGCUAUCCAAACAGCUAUCAGGCUGCAUGUGGAGGGGAAAACGUCCCUCCACAAAGAUUUGAAGUUGAAGCGGCGUGAACAGCGGGAGCAGCGGGACAAGCGAUGCCACGCCAAAGAGGAGGAGCUGCAGAGACUGCGGGCCCUGCAGGAAGAGCGGGAGCGGGGGCUGGUCGAGCUAGAUCUCCUCAAGGAGGCGCAAAAGCAGGCUCAGGCCCUCCUGGAGCAGGACGAGCAGCGGAGGCGGCAGCAGCACGAACAGAUGCAGCGGGCCCUGGAGGUCCAGCUAAAGGAGGCCGAGGAGGCUCGGGUCAGUAUGCAGGCUGAGAUGGUUCUGAAGGAGGAGGAGGCCGAGAGGCAGAGGAAGAGGAUCCAGGAGCUGGAGGAGAUGCAGAAGCGUCUGGAGGAGGCGCUGCAGCUGGAGAUCAAGGCCAGGCGGGAUGAGGAGGUCUUCCGCUACGCUCAAGCAGGGUUACUGGCCGAGGAGGAAGAGAAAAUGAAGGCCCUGAUGUGCCUGCAGGAGGAACAGGAGGAGUACAUCCUGAAGACCCAGAGGGAGAAGCAGGAGCUGAGACAGGAAAUGGAGGUUAAGUCCCGGUCCCUGGAUGAGGCUCAGAGGCAGCUGGAAGAGGUGCGGGCCAACCGGCACAAAGUGGACCAGGAUGUCGUGGCUGCCCAGAGGAAACUCCGCCAGGCGAGCACCAACGUCAAACACUGGAACGUCCAGAUGAACAGACUGAUGCGACCCAUCGGACCAGGCGAAAAGAGGCCAUCGUUGGGAAGUUCCUUCGCAAGCUUCCAGAUCCCGACACAGAGAGACCCCGGGCUGCGUAUCAGGAGGAAAUCAGGAUCAGAGGAUCAGGAUGAGGAGAGCAAAGAAAACGUUGACAACAGCGCUGGAUGUGAUUUAGAGAAACGGCACUCCCAUGCCUCAAAUGGAGACAUGGACAUCCCAUAAAAACAUGAAUUUAGAGGCUACGUAGGUUUCUGAAAAGGAUGGUACGAGAUUAAAACAGUGAAACAUCUGCACUUAAAACCGAAUUAACUACCAAAAGUACUACUGUUCCUAUUAAAUGUUGAAUUUACUGACUUCAUAUAUCAGAAAGAAACAAUUUUUAACAUUUUAGCAAGAAGAUGCAUUUGCAGAAGCAACUAAUUCUUUGAAUGCAGCCUGUGUGAGGCCUGUUCGGGACAUAAACCAUACCUCAGUGCAAAAAACAUGAGCUGUAAGCAAGAUCCUGAAAUAACUAAUUAAGUUGUGAAGUUUAAAGGCUAAUACUUACAUACAAUACAAGGAAGCUCAUCUGUUUAACUCUGUAAUAUAGACACAUAACAACAUUUCAUUUUUAAAUGUGGAUUUUUUGGAGUGGAAGGCAGCUUGACUUUUUUACGUAAAAAGUUGGAUCAGUAUUAGAGUUUUCAGUCGAUGAGUAUCACCCCUGAUAAACAGGAAAGAGAGAGAGAGAGCAGCUCUCAUUGAACUUCCUGUUUCUGUUGUCGGUUAACAUAAUUGUAAAUAAAAGAGUGAAUUGAUUCCUUAACCUGA